This is a messenger RNA of Triticum dicoccoides, 1627 nucleotides long. Its product is annotated as 24-methylenesterol C-methyltransferase 2-like. NCBI's taxonomy places the organism in Eukaryota, Viridiplantae, Streptophyta, Magnoliopsida, Poales, Poaceae. The transcript has a single exon. Gene Ontology annotation, biological process: steroid biosynthetic process. The coding region runs from base 140 to 1234 and encodes 364 amino acids. Gene Ontology annotation, molecular function: S-adenosylmethionine-dependent methyltransferase activity. The record is from RefSeq and is a predicted model, not a curated record.
ACCACCACCACGCUCCUGCCGGCCACCGCUCCUUAUAUUCCGAGGCCGGCCGGAGACCCCCUGCUCAUUUUCCCUCUGCCCCUCCCCCUCCUCCUCCUCGAGCUGAGCUGAGCUCGCGCUCGCGGGGAACGAGCGAACCAUGGAGCCGGCGACGAUGGCGUGGACGGCGGGGCUGCUGGGCGCCGGCCUGGUCUACUGGUUCGUGUGGGUGAUGGGCGCGGCGGAGGUGAAGGGGAAGCGGGCGGUGGAUCUCAAGAUGGGAUCCAUCACGCGGGACAAGGUGCAGGACAAGUACACGCAGUACUGGUCCUUCUUCCGCCGCCCCAAGGAGACGGCCACCACGCAGGCCUCCGCCGACAAGGUGCCCGCCUUCGUCGACACCUUCUACAACCUCGUCACCGACAUCUACGAGUGGGGCUGGGGCCAGUCCUUCCACUUCUCGCCCUCCCUCCCGGGCCGCUCCCACCGCGACGCCACCCGCGUCCACGAGGAGCGCGUCGCCGACCUGCUGGGCGCCGAGCCGGGCCACCGCGUGCUCGACGUCGGCUGCGGCGUCGGCGGGCCCAUGCGCGCCAUCGCCGCCCACUCCGGCGCCCGCGUCGUCGGCAUCACCAUCAACGAGUACCAGGUGAACCGCGCCCGCGCCCACAACCGCAAGGCCGGGCUGGACGCGCAGUGCGAGGUGGUGUGCGGCAACUUCAUGGCCAUGCCCUUCGACGACGCCUCCUUCGACGGCGCCUACUCCAUCGAGGCCACCUGCCACGCGCCCAGGCUGCAGGACGUGUACGGGGAGGUGUACCGCGUGCUCAAGCCGGGCCGCCUCUACGUGUCCUACGAGUGGGUCACCACGCCGCUGUACCGCGCCGACGACCCGGCGCACGUGGAGGCCAUCCACGGCAUCGAGCGCGGCGACGCGCUCCCUGGGCUGCGCCGGCAGGACGAGAUCGCGUCCAUCGCGCAGGAGGUCGGGUUCGAGGUGGUGCAGGAGCUGGACCUGGCGCUGCCGCCGUCGCUGCCCUGGUGGACGCGGCUCAAGAUGGGGCGCCUCGCCUACUGGCGCAACUCGCUGGUGGUGCGCGUGCUCACCCUGCUCCGGAUCGCGCCCAAGGGCGUGGUGGAGGUGCACGAGAUGCUGUACGAGACCGCGCAGUACCUCACGCUCGGCGGCGAGACCGGCAUCUUCUCGCCGAUGCACAUGGUGGUCCUCCGCAAGCCCGCCACCGCCGCCGAAUAGAGCGAGCGAUCAAGCAAGAAGUAAUUUCAAUCAAUUUCUCAUCAGAGGUAAGAAAAACCGGGAGGAGGAAAAACAGAGGCUUAUGUUAGCUAAUGGAGUACUACUAGUGCUAUUGAUUUGGUGUUUGUAGCCGGGAGGAGAGAAUAGGAGCGGCCGAUGAUGCUUACUGUUGGUGGUAGCUUUCGCUUUCGUUUCGAUUUUUGGGUGGAGUUGGACCGCAUGCAGGCUGGGUUCAGAUUUGUUUCUGCUUUGAUCCGUCCGUGCAUAGAUCAUCUUCCUUUUUCUUUCAUGUAUCGUCAGCUAUAUUUUGUCAACUAAAAAUCGGUUGGAUGGAGUAUCUUGUUGCACACUGAAAUUGUGCAGGAAAUCAAUCAGCCUUUUUGGCUGAAUCAA